AACUAAGAUGUCUGAAAGUUGAAGGCUCUGAGGUGACAAUGGAAGAAACUGAAUCUGUUGGUGUGACAAUAUCUGGGAGACAAGUGAAAAAUAAAGUAGUUCUAGUGGAUGAAAGGUUAAGUGAAGUUGUUAAAAUGAACAGUGAAGAGUCUCUUUUGGAAAGAGUUUGUAAUGACAAUGAAAAAAAAGGAAAUUCAAUUUCAGAACUUUUGGAGUUACAAAGAACAGAGAAAAAGUGUUGUCAAGAAGAGACAGAUUGCAUGUUUCGGUUGAUGGAGACAAUAUCUGCAGUGGACGUUUUGUCACGUGGUGGUGCUUGUAGCAGAGAGCCUUGUGUUAGGAGUUGGGAUCAAGUUCCAAAGGAUGGAACAUCAUUUAAUGAGGGGUCAGAAUGUCUGUGGUGGCAGGGUUCAGUCUCCAGGCUUCUCUGCCAUUAUUUACUAGAGGGUAGUGUGCAUAAAUGCAGAACAAGUCUUGAGGCAGCACAAAGUUGCCAUGUGAAUGUGCAUCCUACCAGAGUAACCUAUACAAAGCCAACACAACAGGAACUGAGGUGGCGAAUGGCACAGCAUGCAGCAGAUGAGAUCAUGUUACCCAUAGUGCCACUGUGGUGUCGCCCAGAUCAUCAUUCUGUGGCUUCUGAUUACAUGCCAGUGCUUCGUGCUGUGAGUCGCAAUGAGCAGGAUCGCCUUGCUUGUAGCACAAAGCGUCGCAACAGGUUCUUUCACUAUCUGAAGGGCCUGAAUGUUCAUGCAAAUGAUGCUACGCUGAAUACGCUUUGUGCUGUGUUUGCUAGCAUGCAUACAACAUAGCACCCAAGGUGCAGUUUCAACUAUUGGAAAUUUGUUUUUUGUACUGACAUCAAGGAAUAAAUUAUUUACUUUCUAGGGUAAGUAUGAUAACGACUGAUAAUGAAGGGAAUGGUUUGUCUUUUAAGUAAACUGUCUGAGAUAAAUAUACAUACUAGAUUAGAUAAGAAAGGAUUGAGCACAUACAGUCUGUUUAUGGCUGUUUCAGAAAUGUAGCAAGGGUACAGGAUGUUGCAAUUGGACAGGAAAUUUAAUUUGAUGAAUAUAAUAUUUAUCUGUCCUGAGAGGAAAUUUGGGUAAUAGUGAAGCUAAAACAAUUGUCUGAGAAAACAGAGAUAUGUAAGAAACAAAAUGUAAAAACAGUCUGAAGAAAGUUUAAAAAUUAAGGUAGUAAAUUUUAUCAUAGAAAAAUGUGAGGGGAAAUUACAGAAGAAUGCAUACAACCACAACAUUUUACCAGACUGUUAAGGUAUAAUUUGGUAUUUGGGAAUUUAAGAAAAUAUUGAAGUUAUGAUACAUUUUUGAGAUUGUGAUUUUCUUGGUUGCAACCUUGUAAUCAUGGAGAUGGUUAUUAUUGUAACCAUCUAUUGUAAGAUUUUAUUUUCAAAGACAUUGCGUACAUUAAGUCAGAUUUUUUGUUUUCUCACUAAAUCUUAAUGUUGUAUUCCUUCUGUAAUGUGGAAGUGAAAGUAAUUCAUAGUUGGACCUAAGUUUUAAAGGAUAACUAAACAAAUAGAGGGCUAACUGCGAUUUCCCACCACAAAAUUGAGCAUGUUAUGAAUAGGGCCUCCAAUUCUUUGCAUCAGGACAGUGAUGGACUCUUGUGUAUAUAAUAACCUUCCAGUUCUAUAAAAGGCAGAAAAUUUCUUGAUGAGCUGAAUGAGCAUCAGCUUCCCAAGGACUGCUUUAUUAUGUUAGUUUUCCAGCUUGCUAAGCAUAACAUAGCUUGGUCAUUCAGUAAGAUAUUUGCCAAAAGAUUAACAGUUUUUAUUGUUUUAAUAAGAUGUGUGUUUCUGAAGAAUGCUAAUGAUUGAAGUACACAAAUGAACAGAUGCUUAGGAGUUAAGAUCAACAAAUCAUAUGAAUGUAUGUAAUUUUGUUAGUAGUAAAAUUCUGAGAAAAAUAUGAAAGAUUUGAGGCCUGAUGGUGGUGAAGAUGUUGAUUGUACUCACAGAGCACAUCUGACAAAAAAAAUAUGAGUUUGGUACAGUAAUAGAGGAUCAUUUUAACUGGAAUUGCAAUAUUUUGUAGGUUUAGAGGUUACUGUAGAAUGUACAGCACAUUUAAUUGCUAAUAAGACAAACAUAAGUUUAGAGGAUUAUUUCAAAGUUACAAUAAAAUGAUUUUUGGGGAUAGUAGGUAUUGUCAUGUUUUUGGAUUAUCCAUGUUAUUUCUCCCCUGCAUAUUGGUGGAUAUUGGACAGUUCACUGUAUUUUAUUAGUCUGCUUUUCUUGUUUUGAAAGAAAGAGUAGAUUUACCAUAUCAUCAUAUCCAUGUCUGUUGGAGUCUUUCUGUGUCAGUCAUUUAACAUAUUGUAUAUUAUAUUGACUUUUUUGAAGAAUGUUUUGGAGCCGUCUAGCUGGUGAUGGGAGAAUUGAGAAGCAGUCACAACCUUUCAUGCGAUUCUUGGUGUAAAUAUGAACUGCUUGCCCUCAUACAGGGAGCAUGUAUGUUGCCAAGUUGUGAGCAGUGAGCAAGGUUUGCAAGCAACACAAGCAGUGAAGUAUGCAUGUUUGAAGAGAAUAAGAGCAUGAUUGUAGUUUCUUGUCAGAACAAUCAAGAUUGUGAUAUAUAAACUAACAACUGCAAUCUGGAACAUAAUUAUUUGUAAUAAUAGUGUGAUGAAUAAAAUCGUAUUUCAAGUAA
This is a messenger RNA of Zootermopsis nevadensis, 2675 nucleotides long. NCBI's taxonomy places the organism in Eukaryota, Metazoa, Arthropoda, Insecta, Blattodea, Termopsidae. The record is from RefSeq and is a predicted model, not a curated record.